Pestalotiopsis fici W106-1 is the source of this 843-nucleotide messenger RNA. RefSeq lists its product as uncharacterized. The transcript has a single exon. The record is from RefSeq and is a predicted model, not a curated record. Bases 1 to 843 code for a protein of 280 amino acids. NCBI's taxonomy places the organism in Eukaryota, Fungi, Ascomycota, Sordariomycetes, Amphisphaeriales, Sporocadaceae.
AUGCCUGCUCGAUUCCCGUUCAAGCCCGCUACCUCGGUUAAUGAAGCCACCAAGCCUCUCGAGGCAUGCGAGCUUCUGAUAGCAGACUCUCAACGGCAAAUCUGGGCCGUUGGGAACAGAUUCAUGAUCAAGGUCAAACCAUAUCAUGCCGGUUGUAAAGUCGAGAUCGAUAAUGUGAGUCUGGUCCAAAGGCACACUAACAUGCCUGCUCCUACCAUUAUACGCUCCUGGAAGGAUGAUGAUCGCUUCUUCACUCUACAGAAACGAGUACCAGGUGAGACCCUCGAAGCCGCAUUGCCCCGGCUUACCCAGCAAGAUCUGACAAAAAUCGGGGAGGACCUUGGCCAGCAUCUUUACAAGAUGCGCAGGAUACAGAAUACAAGAAUGGAAAUGGUCAAUGGUACCGGUGUAGUCGACUGGAGAUUGCUCAAGCCUGUGCCCGAGGCAAGAGCCGACAGAUAUUCGGUAGAAACCGACGGACAACUCGCAGGACUUCUUGCCCACCGCAUUCGAGGCCAUCUCGAGGAAAGUCUUUUAGAAGAGUUCAUGAGCCAAAUGCCAUCGGGUCAGCCAUACACAUUUAGUCACUCUGAUCUCCAUGAGGGCAACAUCAUGGUCAAGGAUGGCAAGUUCAGUGGCCUGAUUGACUGGGACCUGGCUGGCUACUAUCCGAUUUGGUGGGAGUCGGUCAAUGCAACGUCUCUACUCGAUCCUUACCUCUCCCCUGGAUUGGCUUGCCCUCAGGCGCUGCGAUGGUUUAAUGUCUAUCAAGCAAUCCGUGAUGCGCCGGGAGAGGCAGAAACCUUGGAGAAACUGGGAAAUUAUCUGUACAAGCAUGAGUAA